GGGCGGCGGGGUUCGCGUUCCCGGAAGAGCUGACAGGCUGUGGGGGUCGGAGCCGGAGCCGGAGCUGGAGCUGCGGCCGCGGCAUGUGUGCGCUAUGGAGGGGAAGAAGCUGGAGAUUCCAACCGGGGUGCUGGACGAUCUCUGCAGCCGAUUCAUUUUGCAUAUUCCAAGUGAAGAAAGGGACAAUGCGAUCAGAGUGUGCUUUCAGAUUGAGCUGGCCCAUUGGUUUUACUUGGACUUCUACUUGCAGAACACACCAGGAUUGCCUCAGUGUGGGAUAAGAGAUUUUGCCAAAUCAGUCUUCAGUCACUGUUCGUUCUUACUUCGGAAAGGGGAUGACGUGGAAAAGAUUUUAGAUGAAUGGAAGGAGUACAAGAUGGGAGUGCCGACAUAUGGUGCAAUUAUACUAGAUGAAACACUGGAAAAUGUACUUCUUGUUCAGGGUUAUUUGGCAAAGUCUGGAUGGGGAUUUCCAAAGGGCAAAGUGAACAAAGAGGAGGCCCCACAUGACUGUGCUGUGAGAGAGGUCCUUGAAGAAACUGGGUUCGACAUAAGAGAUCGCAUUUGUAAAGAUGACUUCAUUGAACAAAGAAUAAAUGAUCAAUUAGCUCGACUGUAUAUAAUCCCAGGAGUUCCAAAGGAUACAAAAUUUAACCCUAAAACCAGAAGAGAAAUCCGGAAUAUUGACUGGUUUCCCAUCGAGAAGUUGCCAUCCCGUAGGAAUGACAUGACUCCUAAGUCAAAACUGGGUUUAGCACCAAAUAAGUUUUUCAUGGCUAUUCCAUUUAUAAGGCCGCUGAGAGACUGGAUAUCCAAAAACUAUGCAGAUUCUUCAGAUAGUGACGGCCUUGUAUCCAAUAGCACAACUCCAUCCAAAACUUUAUUGGAAAAAGUAAAUGCAAGAUCAAGUGCACGGCCAAAUCCACAAUUACUUGAGGGGUCCACAGGAGAACUGUUGGGAUGCUCCAACAAACAGAGACCACUGCAAAAGCCUUUCAGUCAAAGCAAUCCGUGUGAUAUUUCUGAGAUCACAAAGGCAAAGUCGCACAAUAUCAGAAGUAAUGGCAGAAAACAGCAUCAAGAUACUCCAAACCAGAAGAAGAAACCUAAUGGAGUAAAUAAUCAGCAAGUCAAACAAUAUCAGAUAUUGAAAUCUGAUAAAAAGCUUCAGCCAAGACGUUUACAGGACAAUUUUGAAAUGGAUACAGUCUGUGAACUUUGCAGCUCUAAUCAGCUCUUGGAUUAUACUGGGACAUGCAUAUCAACUUCUGAUCUCUCUGAUUCCUGCAGUGGGCACUCCAAUUUUAGUUUUUCAUCCAGGGCCUUUCUCAGCUUCAAGUUUGAUCGAGAUGCAAUUAUGAAAUGCUUUGACCUAUGACAGGAUGUUGGGCUUUGGCGUGAAGAGAUCAGAAGGUUGCAUGGAACAAGUUACAAGAUCAAUGAAAAACUGACAUUUUGACCUUUGGGUGUUCUAGAGCUCUAAGGAUUUUAGGAAGUGGAGAGGGGUUUUUAAAAGUGGACAGAAAUAAAUGUGAUGAGGUCAUGUUUAAUGCAAUUUAGCCUUUGCACAUCGGGUAAUCUAUUCAGUCCUUGGAAUUGACCAUUGGUUUUCUUUUUAGGUGAUUAGUACGAUACUGGAGAGGAGAAAUAUUUUUGUUCUUUCUAAAUAAUCUUUCCUUCCUUUUUUCUCUCUUUACGCCAUCCCCACCCAUGACUUCAGCUUGGAUGACAUGUUCUGCUGAAUGUGCAAGUGCAGAUGAAAGAUACCUUUUUUUAUGGGUAUUUGGAAAGACAGAAUGGAUUGUUGGAGAAUUAUACUUGUGUUUAAUGCAGUCUUAUGAAUCACAUUUAUGAUGGUAUUCAUGCACUAACCAGAUUGUGGGUACUUAUUGUUCAUUUCCAUUGUUCGAUUGCGUGUUUGGAAUGAACUUCAGUGUUUCUGUAGUUACAGGAUGUUAAACUGGUUUUCAGCUUAUUGACUGUUCAUUUCUGGUAGUUGUUCCCAGAUUGUUGUUUUUGUUUUCUUUGCUUCCAUUAAUUCAGUACCUUUGGUACAAUUUCAAGGAAUUUUCUCAUAUACAUGGGUCAGUUAUAUUGGCACUCUAGAAGUUCAUUGUAAGAAUGGGGAACUGAUUGUUCAGUUUAAAAAUCUUCUCAGACUCACAGUUGAGAAUAUUACCUCGUUAUUUCAGUCAUUCAGGCCAUUAAUAAAUCGAUGGUUAGAUUGCAUAGAAUUCCUUGGUCAGCAAGUUCCAAGAAGCUAUGGACUUAAAAAUAUUACGAGUGACUUAGCGACAAUUUGGUUUAUUAAACCCAUUGAUUCCCUUGACUAUGUUUAAUGUUUUAUUAAAAAAGAAACUCCUUGGCUAGAUAACGCACUUGAUGUGACAAGUCACAAAUCUUGACCCUUUAUGGACAGUUUCUAGUUAAAAUUCUAUCAGCCUUAAUCAUUAUUGAACAUUGCUCCAGGGCACAAAGUUACCCAAAUUCAUUUUGGAAAUAAUCUUAGUGAGAUGAAGGGCACUCUUUUUUUUAAAGAGUAACUUCAGAUCUUUUUCCAGCUAAUUCACCUACUUAUUCACAGACAACCUGACUGCUAUCCUGCUGCAGAGGAAGGAAACCUCAAAAGCCAUGACCUCUCUCUUUUGUUGAAGUCACUUGUACACCCCAAAACCAGUACCUUUCACGCAAAUAUGGUUUUUUAUAAUUGAUUUUGUAUUUUGAGAAUUUUAAAAGAUAGCUAAAUUGAAUUUAUUUUCAAUGUUCUAAUUCUGCUCAACCUCUGUAUGUAACAUUGCAGUACAUGGGGUUAGUGUAGAAGCAGCUAAUUUAUGAUGGUUUACUGUUUAAUAACAAGUAACUAUCCUUUAAACUUUAUAACCUUAUAAACACAAUAGCAUUUUAAAACUGUGACAAUAUUGUAAUAAGGGAUACACUUACUUUGUUUAUCCCAUUUUCAUCUCUUACCUAGUAAAAGCGUUUGAAUGAAGAGGAUAACAUUUUGUGAGGUAGACUGUUUUGAGCUUUUAUUGAAAAUAAAAUCAAUUUGCAUUAGAAUAGAAUUCUUACGGUGGGAGUUUGUUUCAAAACUGAUUGCAAGUUCUACAAGUCUCAAGUUCUGGUGGUAAAGUUUCAGCUUUGGGCACAAUCAAUGAUCUGGUAAAUUAUGCCCAAAAUUAUGCUAUUUUUGAGAAGUUUUUUUCCCUCAGUUUUCUGCUAAAAUUCAUUUGCAUGUUAACACAUGCAAAAUCUCCCAUGAACCAGUGCAAUUGGAAUGUGUUUUGGAAUUUUUUUUAAAAUUCCUUGAUAUAUUUAAGAGUGGUAACUUGGUGCAGUUUAAUUAUAAAUGGAUUUAAUUACAAAAAUAUUUUAAUCCUUGUCAACCAUCUAUGAGUAAUCUUUAAAUAACUGAAAAUGACUUUAUAAUUUAUAUAUAGAACCUAGUUACAAUGGAAUGCUAUAGUCAGUUUCAUAGUAAAUUCAAAAGGGGAAUUUUUCAAAAGUUUUUGUAACACGUCUAUUAGUGUCCUUUCACCUAAGAGAACCAGAUUAAUUUUUAGAGCUGCCUCGCAGGCUUGCAAACAAGUGCAAUUAACAGAAACUCGCAAUGGUAAUUAAUUCAAUAUGGGCACAUGGUCAGUUUGGUGACCACAAUGUUAAUUUUUAAAAUAACCCAAAAGAACAUGACAAUUCAAUUUGUUCUUUAAAAUUCUGCAAACUUCUGUGCUGGUUUCACUGAUUUUGGGUGAUUCGUCCUGAAGAAAACCUGCAGAGCAGAGCAGAACCUCCAGGCCUCUAUCUUUUAUUCUGAUCUCUGGGCAUAACAGAAGUGUUAUGGAGAAACGUCUGGAAAUGUUAAUUAACUUUUUAAAAAAAAAACAUUCUGGGUAAGUAAGACCGCUGAUUGUGAUUUAUUUUUAAAAAGCUUCAUGCCUAAGACAGUUUAUUAAAAAUGUUGCCCAGAAAUAGAACAAAAGCACUUAAUUACAAAAUUAGAAACCUGUCUGUUAAAUACUGUUUCAUUAAAACACUAACUGUUCAAAGGACGUAAUAAAACAUGUUAAGUUUUUUUUUAAAUGACUUUAUCCCACUGCCUUCCCCAAUUCAUUUCACUUUGGUUAAUGUGCAGACAAAUUUUAUAAUGUGGAUUUUCUCAGUACAGAUUAUGGUGUGUCAUAUAACAGAAUUAACAUUGGCUAUGUCAAAAUUAUUGUGUAGUAACAUUUUUAUAAUGUUUAGCUAGCUUCCAGUAUUACCUGUGGCUCACAUUAAUAAAUUUAUUGACUCAAUAUUGCUUUAAGUUAUUACUCACAGGCUGCAGGUAUGAGUAAAGAUUAACUAUAAGAAAAAUAGAUCUUUGCAUAUUUAUAAUUAGGGAAAACUUAGAGUAAUAUAACUGUUAUUGGUAGAAAAUGCAAAAUUAGAAUCGUGUAAAGUACACCCUAAUUAGUUAUGUUUUGGGAAUAUUAACUCAUUUCAUACCAACAGAUAAACUGGAAGAUUUUAGAAAUCUAUAUCCUACAUAUUGAGAUCUGCUUGCACCAUUCAUACCAUCCUGUUAUCAUCAGCACGGUUGCUUAUAAUGACAAUUAAAAUGCAAUUCUAUUACUGAAAUGCAAAGAAAAUCACUCCCCCUCCCCACCCCAGCCCCCAAAAACCAUCCAGCCUCUAUAUUAUUACACAAUAGUGGUUACAUCCCAUGCUUGGGUCUCUAUUGCUUUUAAGUGCCCGCAAGGAAACAUACUUUGUUUGUGCUCCUCCAGUGUGAUUAUUCCCAGCUCUACCUCACCACCUCAUUCUCUGACCUCCCCACUGCCUCUCAUUUGGCAUGUUGUCUGUCUGGCACCCAGUUUGGAAUGAGCAGAAAUUUUCUCCCAACUAAAUAUCAUGAAGACUGGAGCCAUUGCCUUUGAUCCCUGCCCAAAGGUUUGUUCUGUAGCCGCUGUUUGAGGCUGAACCAAACUGUUCACAAUUUUUCCACCCUGUUUGCCCCAGAAUUGAGCUUCUGGCACCAACUUCUCCAUCACCAAGACUACCUAGUUCCACCAGUGUGACAGUGCCCCUCUGUGCCCUGCUUCAGCUCAUCUGCUGCUGACAUCCUCAUCCAUGCCUUUAUUACCUCCAGACUCAACUAUUUCAACGCUUUCCUGGCUGGCUUCCAACCUUACAUGCUCAUUAAACUUGAAUGCGACUGAAACUCUACUGACCAUGUCUUAACUUUCACCAAAUAUGAUUCAGCAAUCACUUCUGUGUUUGUUGCCCAUUUUGGCUCCCGAUCCAUUCACGUUUUGGUAGUAAAAUUCUCAUCCUUGUUUUUAAACCCCUCCAUUACCAACCCUCUCCAUACCUCUGUAACUUACUCCAGCCCAACAAUCUUUCAGUUCUGGCUGCUUGUGCAUCCUUGAUUUCAUCACUUCACAGUUGCUGACUGUGUCUUGAGCUGCCUGAGCCCUAAGCUCUGGAAUUCCUUCUCUAAACCUCUUCACCUCUCUAUCCUCAUUUAAAACCUCAUUUUUUAGUCAAGCUUGUCAUCACCUAUCCUAAUGUUGUCUUAUGUGGCUUGUUGUCAAAUGUUGUUUGAUAAAGCUCCUGUGAAACAUCUUGGUACAUUUUUUCAAUGUUAAAGGUGCUAUAUAAAUGCAAGCUGUAGUUGAAGGAUGAUGUAGAGGAAUGAAAAACUUUUCUUUCUCUUUUUCUCAUCUGCUUAUUGAACAACCCCCCGUUUUGAAUAACUUAGCGCAUUUAUCAUGGACAAUAUUAAAAUGUAAAGAUUUAUUUGCUAUGUCACAGAAGCUUACUUUGAUCUCACUGUGACUAAAUAUAGUAUCCCUACCUAUGAAAUAAGUUAACUCUGGUCCCAAAUAUGAAUUAAGUUAAUAUUUCAGGCAGUUAAGUAGUUGGAAGAGGGUUUUGAUCGAUACUUAAUGUGGAAAAAUAUUAGAAAUCAUGGUAGAGGAUAGAAAUAACAUUUGUUCCUUUGUAUACUUUAGUCACCUAUAUUAAAAUAGAUUUACAGCUAUUCUGAAAUUACUGUGCUUAUAUAUUUUAAACAGACUUGUGAAGGUUUCAAAAUUGGAUCAAGACACCGAAUAGAAGUAAAAUUGAGCCUUUGCAAAUUAUAGAACAAUUUUAAUAGGUUCUAAAUGGUUUCAUAAAACAGGAAUUAAAUUGAGUGCAGUUUUCACUGAAACCUAUUGACACUGUCCCAUGGUUUUACUUCUCAGAAUGGUACUUACUAGAUAACUGUGAGCUUGAUGGCCAUGUGCAGGUGAAGGCUCCAAUUUAGACUGAUUUGUAGAUUAUGAUUUUUUUUGUUUCCUUGCUCUUUACCUUAUUACAUUUAUGUCUUAUUUUCCAUAACCUCAUCAGGAAUUGGUUUGCAAGGUGCUCAGACUAAUUUACAUUUUCAGUGCAGAAAUACUUUUUUCAAAAAUGUACAAAAAUCUUAAGUUUUAAUUUAACAAUUUGGUUGAGGUAUCUUGUUGCCUAUCUUGAAGCCCUGACUAGUGAAAGGCAAAGUGAGUCAUGGAUUUUUUUUCUUGUUUUCGGCAAUAAAUAUGUUACUGAGUUUUA
Messenger RNA from Carcharodon carcharias (great white shark), 6573 nucleotides. RefSeq names its product decapping mRNA 2 (gene dcp2). The record is from RefSeq and is a predicted model, not a curated record. Bases 95 to 1378 code for a protein of 427 amino acids. Gene Ontology annotation, biological process: nuclear-transcribed mRNA catabolic process, nonsense-mediated decay; deadenylation-dependent decapping of nuclear-transcribed mRNA. Lineage: Eukaryota; Metazoa; Chordata; Chondrichthyes; Lamniformes; Lamnidae. Gene Ontology annotation, molecular function: RNA binding; manganese ion binding; 5'-(N(7)-methylguanosine 5'-triphospho)-[mRNA] hydrolase activity. Gene Ontology annotation, cellular component: cytoplasm; P-body. The transcript has 11 exons.